Molecule: messenger RNA, 3317 nt
Organism: Scophthalmus maximus (turbot)
Lineage: Eukaryota; Metazoa; Chordata; Actinopteri; Pleuronectiformes; Scophthalmidae
Exons: 12
Coding region: 223-1881 (552 amino acids)
Cellular component (GO): nuclear envelope; membrane; meiotic nuclear membrane microtubule tethering complex
Source: RefSeq, a predicted model, not a curated record
UGUGUUCACCUGCAGCAGGUAGAGCUCCGUGUGACCUGCUGCUCGUCAGUCGCUGUGUUUCCUGCAGCAGGUCGAAGAUAAAUCAGCUGAUCGAUCCUCACCGGAAGUGUCCGAAUCCGUUUUCCCUCCGAUAUUUCGCACCUUUCUUUUUCUUUUCUUUUUUACACAAACACCUUCACUUCCUGCUGAUGAGCUCAUCGACCGGCGGGCGACGCUGACGUAAUGUCAGGAUGCCUGGAGUCAGAUCGUCAUGGCGACGUCAUCCCCACCGCCGAACGAGGCGACAAUUCGCCUGCGGAAGAAGAGUGGGAUGCGGAGUCGAGUGGGCGGAGUCGAGACGGAGAUGUGGGGGCGUCCGGAUGGCUGGAGAGGAAGUGGAUCCUCUGGCACGAGUUCAUGAAGGAGCACGCCCACCUGGACGCUUGGCUGCGAUUGGCCGAACAGGCCGUCAGUAACCCAAACCCCGCCCAUGUCACUUACACUGCCGCCAAGGAAGAACUGAGCACGUUUGAGAGGCUGAGGUGUGAGGCAGGAUCUCGACUCGUCCAGUUGGACAGUCUGACCUGCAGGAAUCGAACGCUGACCUGGCUGUUCCUCGGCGCCAUGCGGGCUCGGCUGCUGGCGGCGGCGAGGGAGUGUGGGCGGCGCUGGGACGACGUAAGCGUCAGACUGGAAUACGUCACGGAGCGUUUGAAGCUCUUUGUCUCAGAGUGGGAGGAGUUUGAGGCAGAGAGGGAGGAGCUUGCUCUGUGGUUGGCCGACCUGGACGUCCGUCUGACCGAGGUGGAUCACCUGAACGGAAACACCUGUGAGAAGCUGAGACGCCUGCAGUCCUUCCAGCAGUGUGUGUGUGAGAACUCGUGCCGUGUGAACGCCCUCCUGCAGCGCGGCGAGGCGUUGGUCCAACGCAGCGAGGCGACCGACGCUCAGCGUGUCGAGAGACGCCUGCUGGAGCUGCUGCGUCACUGCAGCCACGUGUACAACAACAUCGCACGGACGCACACGCGGCUGCUCAGCAUGAGACUGGUCUUUGAGGACGACUGGAUCCUGUCUCCGGCCACAGACUCCGGUUGUCCUUCAGAGUCUCUCCUGGAGGACGAGGGAGCGCUUGAUAAACCCCACCCGGACCUCCCUGUGGUGUCGGACCAUCUCCAAGAUUUCAGCCAAUCAGCUCACCCCACCUUGGCGUUCCCCUCGCGCCUGCCCUCACCCGUUCACCACCGCCCUCCUCCUCCUCCUCCUCGCUCUUCGUCCUCUCCUACUCAUGAGCACCUGGGGCUGGAGUGGGACCCCUCAGUCGAUAUCGGACGCUCUGUUUCCCAUGACGACGGUGACUCGUCGUAUUUCAGCGUCGGCACAGGACUGUGUCACAGAGACAGUCUGAAGAGGCGGAGCUUCCUCAGUUCCCUCAGCUGUCAGUCUGACAUCACAGAACAGGAAGCAGAAAACUCGCAUCUGGGAUGGCUGGACCACACCCACCUGGAGGCGGAGCCCCAGUGGGCGACCUCCACCCCCGACAGACAGGACGGCGAACCAGUCGGCUUCGACGGCAGGCGGGUGAGGGCGUGGCUGGGAGUCCAGAGCCCCGCCCCUCCGGAGAGGAGGACUUCCUGUUCCAAAGCUGUGCAGACCGACGGGGAGGCCGGAGGAGAACCGACCCGUUGUGAAGAGGCCGAGCAGCGUUUCUCCGAACAAAGUGAAACCCCCUCCUCCUCCUCCUCCUCCUCCCCAUCCCUCCUCUACCUCGUCCUGGCUGCAGCUCUGGCCCUGCUGGCCUGUCUGAUCUGGGUCGUCCAGGAGUCGCCGUGCCGCCGUGGCAGCGUGUUGCCGCGCAGCUUCCACCUGAUGCUGAGAUACGUCAACGGGCCCCCGCCCACCUGAACAGCACCCAGAGACGCUGGUGAACGAAGCACUUUCCCCCCUCAGGUUCUUCAGGACAGAGGUUUGCGCCUUAUUGAGUCGUGUCGGAAAAAUUGACCGUUCAUUUCAAUUAUCGUGCACGAAAGUGGAAACACACAUUGUGGCAGCAGCACUUCAAAAUACGUGACGCCAACAGAUGAUGUUCACGAAUCAUAUUAAUAUAUAACAAUAAAUUAAUGACGAAGAGUCUGGUGGUUCAGAAUUUAUACUUUUAAACUGCUAUCUAUGCUAAUGUAGCUAAAGCUAAUGUAAAACUCGUUUGUUGUUUGACUGCCAUUCCCGACAAACUUAUGAAAGUAUGUGGAACAUAAACUGCCUUGUCACACCGUGGCGGCACUUGAGUAUUUAUAUUUCAUUAACGCUUUUUGUAACAAGUCGUGUAUUCGCAAUGCAAAAUGACUUACGGGGAAAUCUUCAUAUGGAAUGUGUCUGUUUAUAAAAGAAAAUCACUGCUCUGCUUUUCCGAAGCACAUCCGUGUUUUACAUUCCACUUUUUAUGAAACCUCAGAGUCAGAAAUCCCCAGCUCCGAGGUCCGAGGUGCAACGGAGGGCGCGGACAGGAAGUUCAUGUUCACAUGUGCAGGAAGUUCAGUGUGUUGGAGCAGGUACCAGAAUAAAUGGACUUCACGAAGUGUGUGUGCGCGUUUGGAAAAAGGUCACUAGGGAAUACGAGGCUCAUCAGAUUCAUGAAACACGGAACAAACUGAAGGGAAGUGUGAAACGACUUCCGAUGAUCUCUUAUUGCGGAACUCUGUGUAGUUUGUAGUCGCUGCCUGUUUUAUUAUUUUGUGUCGGGAUGCACCGAUCUGUCAUCUGACACUGACGCCAUCAGACUUCGUUCGAUGCCGUUCUGUUAUUCUACGUUUACAUCAACACGCGUGAUGAAUCACGAGCAGCCUGAUCCAACCGGAGCAGAACAGACCAGCCUUCGUUUUCAUCUCCAUGUCCGACGGAGCCUUGUUUUUAUUUCAGCUUCGCGUCGUCGUGUAGCAGGAGCCGCCCACCAUCCGGUGCAACGCUUCACAUCUCUGUGUCAAUGAUGAACUCCGUGAAACGUUGGUUCGGUGAAUCUCAAACUUUCUGUUACAAUUGUGAGACACGAGUGAGUUCCGACCAACAUUUAACAUUGAAGAGUCUUGAAAAUGUAUUUUUAUCAUCGUGUGACUUGAUAAAACCAAAAUGUCCGACUUUCUCAGGGAAAGAUGAUGAUGAUGAAGAUGAUGAAGAUGAUGAAGAUGUUUAUUUCAGGCUUAAGGAGUUUUGACAAAAUAAUUGAAAAGGAAACCGGUACGUCAGCUGCCAUUUCACAUUUUCUUGAUCAUUAAUAUUUCAUAAACAGAUGUUUGUGCCCUUUUUUUUAUACAUGUUUGAAGAUAUAAAUAAAAUGAAUUAUAUGA